CAUGUGAUCUUCUUAUAAUUUAAGAACGAAGUUAGUAGCAACAAAUCAGUGGGCUGCGUCCUAAACUGGUAAGAAGAAGGGUAAGGUAUUGCUGAUAUGAGAAAGAGUGGAACCCACAGUAAAGUACAGUUUUAGAGAGAGAAAGAGAGGGACCUGACCUUAAUAGUAACAGAUACCUCCAACUUAGGUUCCCCAGCCACUACUCUAACGACACCCUAGCUGUACCCAGCUGUCUUCCAUCCUCAUCACCCUACCCCUCUCUCUCUUUUCCCUUUUCCUCUUUUUUUAUUUUUUCAUCUUACCUCUUCAACUAAUUCAAUUCUCCAUACAUACGCUUCCAUCUUUUCCGUUUACCCAUAACAUUAUCACAAACAAACACUCGCCACUGUCCCUCAUCAUGUUUCUCUCACAUUCCCAUUUCCUCAAUUAACACUCUUUUCUUCUUCUCUAGCUAUUUCGUUCAAUUCACUUCACUUUACCCGCCAUGGAUCCUUGUCCUUUCGUGCGUCUCACCGUCGGCAAUCUCGCUCUCAAAAUUCCCGUUGCAUCCAAACCUGCACGCUCCGUCGUUCAUCCCUCUUCAUCUCCUUGUUUCUGUAAAAUCAAACUCAAGAACUUCCCUCUCCAUUCCGCUGUCGUUCCUUUCAUUCCUCCUGACAACAACUUCCCCGACUCACAGAUUCAACCUAUCGCCGCUACUUUUCACCUCAGCAAAACCGAUCUCGAUAAACUCGCGGGAAAAUCACUAUUCGUUAAGAAACUCUGCCUUAAAAUCUCGAUCUACACUGGCCGGAGGGGAACUACAUGUGGCGUAAACUCCGGGAGACUUCUCGGUGAAGUUUCUGUUCCGUUGAACCUUGCCGGAACUGUAACGAAGGCAACGGUGUUUCACAAUGGAUGGAUUACCGUUGGAAAGGAUACUAAAGGCUCUUCUGCACAAUUUCAUUUGAAUGUAAAAGCUGAACCUGAUCCUCGGUUCGUGUUCCGGUUCGACGGUGAACCAGAAUGUAGUCCUCAAGUUUUUCAGAUCCAAGGCAACAUUUCACAACCUGUGUUCACGUGCAAGUUCAGUUUCAGAAACAACGGUUGUGACCGUAAUCAACGUUCUAGAUCAUUACAGUCAGAUGCGGGUGGUUCUAGAAGCUGGUUAAGUUCAUUCGGAAGUGAACGUGAGCGUUCAGGGAAAGAACGCAAGGGUUGGUCCAUUACUGUUCACGAUCUUUCUGGUUCACCGGUUGCAGCUGCUUCCAUGGUAACGCCUUUCGUUGCGUCUCCCGGUUCUGACCGGGUUAGUUGCUCUAACCCCGGUUCGUGGCUUAUUCUUCGUCCUGGAGAUGGAACCUGGAAGCCAUGGGGGAGGCUCGAAGCGUGGCGCGAGCGUGGCGGAUCUGACGGUCUUGGCUACCGGUUCGAGCUUAUGCCGGAUACUAACGGCGGCAUGAGUGCCGGUGGUAUGGUAAUUACAGAAUCAACAUUGAGCUUGAACAAAGGAGGAAAGUUUGUUAUCGAUUUGAGUAGUCGCUGCGGCGGAGGAGGAUCGAACGGUCGUGCUACGCCUGGAAACGCGUCGUCGCCGGCGUGUAGUCCAAGAGGUAGCGGUGAUUAUGGAUACGGGCUUUGGCCUUAUUGUGUGUACAGAGGGUUUGUGAUGUCAGCGAGUGUGGAAGGUGAGGGAAGGUGCAGUAAACCUACUGUCGAGGUGAGUGUGCCGCACGUGAAUUGCACGGAGGAUGCGGCAGCUUUUGUUGCGUUAGCUGCAGCCGUUGAUUUAAGCGUGGAUGCUUGCAGACUUUUCUCUCAACGGUUGAGAAAGGAGCUAUGCCAACAACUGGAUUUACAAGGAUGAUGCUUUUUUUAAUUAAUUUUUUUUAAAUCUUUAAAUGGGGUUGUUGAUUGUGUGUGAGGCGUUUUACUACUAACAAACAAUUUACAGUCUGUACAGGAAUGGGUUAGUAUUAGAGUGAGUGGGGCUUCUGAAUUCACGUGUGGCUUUUCAUUGAUUUUCUCUUUGUUUUUGUCAAUUAUGGGAAAUCAAGAAUAAGCUUUUUUAAUGUUUUAACAAUAUUUGUAAAGAACUGUUGCACUGACUCAUGGCUCAUGUGUUUGUGUGCUUUUCUUUUGUCUUUUUUGGUGUAUCUUGGAUUCCUUGAGUAAUAUACUAAUAUAUAAGCUUAGGCUGUAAAUGUCGGUAAUCUAUGAAUAUAUAGUACUCUCAAUUGGCAGCGAGAAACACUUAAGGUUAGGUUUUUACCUUCUAAGUGAUGUUUGCUUACA
Messenger RNA from Cicer arietinum (chickpea), 2274 nucleotides. RefSeq lists its product as uncharacterized. Lineage: Eukaryota; Viridiplantae; Streptophyta; Magnoliopsida; Fabales; Fabaceae. The record is from RefSeq and is a predicted model, not a curated record.